Molecule: messenger RNA, 816 nt
Organism: Ochotona princeps (American pika)
Lineage: Eukaryota; Metazoa; Chordata; Mammalia; Lagomorpha; Ochotonidae
Product: keratin-associated protein 10-1-like
Exons: 3
Coding region: 1-816 (271 amino acids)
Cellular component (GO): keratin filament
Source: RefSeq, a predicted model, not a curated record
AUGUCCGUCUGCUCCAGCAACCUCAGCUAUGGCAGCAACAUCUGCAUGCCCGCUUCCCACGACUCCUGGCAGGUGGACGACUGCCCAGAGAGCUGCUGCGAGCCGCCCUGCUGUGCCCCCAGCUGCUGUGCCCCGUCCUCCUGUAUGACCCUCUGCUGCAAGCCCCUAUGCUGCAAGCCUGUCUGCUGUGUGCCCGUCUGCUCCUCCUCCUCCUGCUGCCAGCAGUCUAGCUGCCAGCCCUCGUGCUGUGGCUCCUCCCCCUGCCAGGAGUCCUCCUGUAGCUCCUCCUGCUGCCAGCAGUCUAGCUGCCAGCCCUCAUGCUGUGGCUCCUCCCCCUGCCAGGAGUCCUCCUGUGUGACCCUCUGCUGCAAGCCCGUGUGCUGCAAGCCUGUCUGCUGUGUGCCUGUGUGCUCUGAGAGCUCCUCCUGCUGCCAGCAGUCUAGCUGCCAGCCCUCGUGCUGUGGCUCCUCCCCCUGCCAGGAGUCCUCCUGUGUGACCCUCUGCUGCAGGCCAGUGAGCUGCAAGCCUGUCUGCUGUGUGCCCGUGUGCUCUGAGAGCUCCUCCUGCUGCCAGCAGUCUAGCUGCCAGCCCUCCUGCUGCCCCUCGUCCUGCUGCAGACCCUCCUCCAGUGUGUCCCUGCUCUGCCGCCCCGUGUGCAGACCCACCUGCAGUGUGCCCGCCUCCUCCUGCUGUGCCCCCGCCUCGUGCUGCCAGCCCAGCUGCUGCCGCCCGGCCUCCAGCGUGUCCCUGCUCUGCCGGCCUGCCUGCCCCCGCCCGGCCUGCUGUGGCCUCUCCUCGGGCCAGUCCUGCUGCUGA